Oncorhynchus kisutch (coho salmon) is the source of this 1941-nucleotide messenger RNA. RefSeq names its product gastrula zinc finger protein XlCGF17.1-like. The transcript has 2 exons. The coding region runs from base 71 to 1000 and encodes 309 amino acids. Gene Ontology annotation, biological process: regulation of transcription by RNA polymerase II. Gene Ontology annotation, molecular function: DNA-binding transcription factor activity; RNA polymerase II cis-regulatory region sequence-specific DNA binding. Lineage: Eukaryota; Metazoa; Chordata; Actinopteri; Salmoniformes; Salmonidae. The record is from RefSeq and is a predicted model, not a curated record.
AGUGAAAGAGGAGGAGGAUGUUACAGUAAAAGAAGAGGAUGCAGUUUUUGUAGUGAAAGAGGAGGGGAAGAUGACUGUCACAUUGAAGGAAGAAGAGGAGGUUGAAGAUAAGUUUAAUACCAGAGAGAGAAGUGACUAUCGAGGAUCCUCUGGGGAGCCUCAACAACCUCAUGAUGCUGACGAGGCAAAGAAAAGUCUCUCCAGAUCAAAACACCUCAAGAAACACCAGCAGAGACCCACAAGGAAGAAAACUCAUCGCUGCUCUGACUGUGGGAAGAGUUUUGUUUCAUCAGGACAUUUAAAAUCACACCAGAGAACACACAUGGGAGUAAAACCUUAUAGCUGUGCUCAAUGUGGGAAGAGAUGCACUCAGUCAACAGACCUUAAAAAACAUGAGAGAAUACAUACAGGAGAGAAACCUUAUAGCUGCUCUGACUGUGGAAAGAGUUUUGUUUUUUCAGGGCAGUUAAAAUCGCACCAGAGAACACACACGGGAGAGAAACCUUAUAGCUGUGCUCAAUGUGGGAAAAGAUUCACUCAGUCAACAGACCUUAAAAAACAUGAGAGAAUACAUACAGGAGAGAAAUCUUAUAGCUGCUCUGACUGUGGACAGAGUUUUGUUUAUUCAGGACAGUUAAGAUUACACCAGAGAGCACACACGGGAGAGAAUCCUUAUAGGUGCGCUCAAUGUGGGAGGUGUUUUACUCAGUCAAGCAGCUUGAUAGUACACCAGAGAACACACACCGGAGAGAAACCUCAUAGCUGUGAUCAAUGUGGGAAGCGUUUUGUUACAUCUAGCACUCUGACUACACACCAGAGAACACACACGGGAGAGAAACCUUAUAGCUGUAAUCAAUGUGGGAAGAGUUUUUCUCAGCCAAACGGCCUGAUAGUUCACCAACGAGUACACACAGGAGAGAAACCUCAUAGCUGUGAUCAAUGUGACAAGAGAUACUCUGAUAAAAGAUCUCUGAUCAAACAUGGGAAAAUACAUACAUGAAGGAGUUGUUUCAUGAUAUCAAUGAAUUAAUGUCACAAUGUAGAAUGUACAUUUAAAUGCAUCACUCCCUGAUGUAGCUGACUGUCUUCUGCAGGUUGUCCUCUAAUCAGUGAGGUAGAAUAUAUCUCCCAUUUCCAUAUGUUUAAAAAAAAGUUGUGUUAGUUUCAACAGCACAUACAACCGGAUUUCCCCCCUAAUUGAUAUCAGUGAUUUAUUGUGACUUAUGCAGCCAACUGACUUAUGCAGCCAACUGACUUUGGGUACAAUUAUAUUAACAUUGUUGCCCUGACUUUAGAAUAUCAGGUUCAUGUAUCAGGUUCAUUCUUAGAUGUGCCAACCCAAAUGUACAAGAGCAUGACAUUGGGGACUGGGCCCCGAUCCAACAACAUGUCUAUCGAGUGAACCCUGAAAAGAGAGAGAAGCUCUGCAGUUAGGUGGAAAGUUACUUCGGAUAUUGCAGGAGUUUCCUCUUGAAAUCAGACAUGUUCGUGGUAAGGACAACUCUAUUGCUGAUCGUCUCAAGGGUGAGCAGUCAAAAAGAUUUGUAUUUUAUGUUCCAAGGGGACAAGAGAUCUAGAAGCUAGUGAGUUUUAGGAAGACGAGAGUUCUAGAAGCUAGUGGGGAAAAAUUAUAGUUUUUUCUUGUUUUUAAUUGUUGACAGCCAGUAGACACCAUGUUUAUAUUGAUGAAGCAUUGUAGUUGAUUUGUGAAAUGGAAGUUGUUUUCUGUUGGUGGUAAGCAAACUUGUCCAAUAGAAAUGUAGGAUAUAUUUGUUCUCUUAAAUUGUUCUCUUUUUCCAUGUUUCGAGGUUGGACGAUAGCACAUAGGAAUGGGGGAUACAUAGUCUUUUGUACAACUGAAUGCAUUCAACUGAAAUGUGUCUUCGGUGCACUGAUUGGUGUCACCUCUUUAGUCAGUAUGUGUUACACCCUUGCUGGCUU